GGGAGACGGUGGCAGUGCGGGUCUGCGCCACGCCAGGAGACACCGCGGCCCUGCUGCUCUCCGUGCUGGAGCCCGAGCGGGCGGCUGCCGAGCUGCUGGCGGCUGCCGUGCACCGGGACGUGGCGUCGCUGGGGGACGCAGAGCUGGCCAGCGUGGCACUCAGCAUCCCCACCCAGGACCUGGCCAUCUGGAUAGACCCCAUUGACUCCACCAACGAGUACAUCGGCGGGCGCGAGGACGUGGCCCUCGUCGACGGCAUCGCCCCGGCGGGGCUGUGCUCGGCGCUGGUGCUCAUCGGGGCCUACGACCGGCGCACGGGCUGCCCCGUGCUGGGUGUCAUCAACGAGCCCUUCUUCCGCCGGGACCCCUUGACCCACAGGUGGCAGGGGAGGUACCACUGGGGUGUUGCGUACGGGGACAUGCGGCUGUGCUCGCUGAGCCCCCCGCCACUGCGCCCCACGCCCUGCGUGGUGCUGAGCCGGGCGGAGAGGGGGGCAGUGCGGGCGGCCCUGGGCCCCCUCUGCGGUGCCCACCUGCGCUUCGCCGCCGGCGCUGGCUACAAGAUGCUCUGCGUCAUCCUGGGGCUGGCGGACGCCUACGUCCUCUCCGAGGGCAGCACCUUCGCCUGGGACGCCUGUGCCCCCCACGCCAUCCUGCGGGCCCUGGGCGGGGGCACGGUGGCCCUGGGGGGGGCCCUG
Messenger RNA from Aptenodytes forsteri (emperor penguin), 698 nucleotides. RefSeq names its product inositol polyphosphate-1-phosphatase (gene INPP1). Lineage: Eukaryota; Metazoa; Chordata; Aves; Sphenisciformes; Spheniscidae. Gene Ontology annotation, biological process: phosphatidylinositol phosphate biosynthetic process. Gene Ontology annotation, molecular function: inositol-1,4-bisphosphate 1-phosphatase activity. The record is from RefSeq and is a predicted model, not a curated record.